Messenger RNA from Cladocopium goreaui, 4650 nucleotides. NCBI's taxonomy places the organism in Eukaryota, Dinophyceae, Suessiales, Symbiodiniaceae. The record is from the annotation of a GenBank genome assembly.
AUGGAUUUUCGUUCUGAUUCAGGUUGUGUCGACCUUACUGCAGAUGGCGUACAGACAUUGCCACAGGAUGACUUUGAAGGGUUUUCUGCAUGGCUUUCUGAAUCCAUGGAUGAACUUGCAUCAGUGCCUGCUGGAAACGUGUCUUGCCCUCAGAGUGAUGUAGAAGUACAUUCACCUUUGUUUCAUGUUGACAACGUUUCUUGCACUUGGCCCCUUGAUGAUGGCGGCAACUUGGAGAGAACAGAGAUCAUUUCAGAAUGUCCUAGCCCCAGCCUGGCUUUUGAGCCUAGUGCCACCGUGCCCACAGAUGUGCCUGGACCUCAGCCUACAGUGAGUUCAUCGCAAUGGCAAUUGGGUGUUGCAGCAAACUAUGGACAAUUUGCACAGCAUUCUAGUUCUUUGCUGCUACCUUGGGAGACUGGAGUCUUUGCUGAGAUUUUUGGAAGUUCGAAACUUUUGGAACUCCCGACAAAUCAGUUGCCAGAGCCGGACACCGAGCUGAUGGAACAGGUGAUAGCUGCGGUGGACACAGCACAAAGCAGUGACCUCAAACCACUGGACUCAUGUUAUGACAAAGCUGUGAGAAAUGUGCUGGAUUUGGAUUAUUUUGAGAGUAAAUGCAGGCAGCUUGAGCUUGCUUGCGGUCAAUGGCUUGAGUUGCUCUCUUGUGAUUGGUACUCAACCGGUGUUGGCGAAAUUCUUGCAAGGGAUAUGCAACAGGAUCCCACUGGUUCAUCAGCCUUCGAGACGCUCAAGGCAUGUUUCGGAAUCAAGAGUCCUCAGACUCUUAUCAAGCGUGCCUCAAGCUUGAAGCGAUACUAUAAGUGGCAUUCAGAAUUGCGUGCAGAUGCAGGUUCUGUUCAUUUGAGCCCGCUGCCACUGGUUGAGUCGGAUGUUUGGUCAUUUUUCCAAUGGCUUAGAGAUGCAAGGUUGUUGGGCUUUGCAGCAAUUGAGCGCAUGAAGAAAGGACCAACGCGUCAAGCGUUGCCACUGGAGCUCAUUCACUUACAGAGACUUCAUGAUGUUUUGGAAAAUGGCACAUGUGCAACUGACAGACUGGGAGCCGGUGUGAUGCUAGUGUGCAUCUAUGGAAGGGCGCGUUGGUCAGAUCUUCGUUUUAUUCAUCAUGUGGUUGUGGAAGAAGGCAGGAAUGGAUUCCUGACACUUUUCACCUCUGAACACAAGACAUCAGCUGUGGGUGUACGGAGGGAGCAGUAUUUGCCUCUGGUUGUGCCUUGGAUGGGAGUGACGCAUGAUGAAUGGGUGCAGACUUUUCUACAGGUGUACAAGCAGUGUGGGCUUGACAUUUCAAAGGUGCCAUUGGGGCCGUUGCUUCCUGCCCCACGGCUUGGAGGCACCUUCGGAGCCAGGCCGUUGAGUACGCCUGAAGCUGCCGAUUGGCUUCGGCUUCUUCUGAGCGGCACACCUGACUGUGAGAAGUUUCGUGCUCACUCCUUGAAAACCACGCUACUGGUUUGGGCGGCAAAGGCUGGACUGGACAAAGAAGUCCGUGCGGUGCUUGGGCAUCAUGCCUCGGCGCUGCAGGGUUCAGAAGUUGUUUACAGCAGACACCUUCAGACCAGGGCACUUCGUAAGCUCAACAUGCUGCUGCACAGAGUCCGUAUAGGGCUUGGAUUGGAAGAGGACCCAAUGGCUCCAAACCCUUUUGCAACUCCCUGCGCAAGGACUCCAAGGCCUGGACUUGUUGGUGCACAGCCAGUCACGCCACUGCCACCAGUUCCAGUGGUUGAGCAGGCAACAGAUGUUGUUGCCCGUGCAGCGGAAGAGGUUAAUGCAGCUGGAGAUGCAGAGAGCGUGAAAGAGGAGCUGCUGGAUGAGACACAAAUCUGUGCGGCUGCAUCCAGAAUUUCGCUGUUUGAUUUGCAAGUUGUGGAUACUGGUGUAAUUGAGUUGAACAGUUCCUCGGGAAGUGAGAGCAGCAGCGACAGCUCCUCCUCAUCAAGCAGUGAUGAAGUAAUUGUGAAGCGGCCUGACGUGCAUGCUUUUGUGGAAAUCAUUCCCGAGUUUAGGAGCAUGACUUCCUUGCUGGACAGCUCUGCACACUUUGAAGAGCGAUGUCAGAAACUGGGUUUGGGGCCACCGUUUGUGGCAGCCUUAGCUACAGCACAAGUAGACAAUUUGUCGAAGUUGGCGUUUGUGAUUGGCCAACCUGGUCAACCCAUACAGAAUCAAGAGGUCACUGAUUUUCUGAAUCGUGCUUUGGGAAGAGCGCCAACGCUGGCAGAAACCUCGGCGCUUAAAAGGCUUGGGUUUGAAGCUCAUACAUACCUGGUUGCGACCCUGAGACAACAGAUUGACCAGGGUGAUGAAACUCAGCCACGUAAAGUGGCAUUCGCUGAGAGAACUCAAAGAAUGGAAAGGUUGCGCCAGGACCUCAGAGGCAUUGAGAUAGCAGGUGAGCUGGAACCUUCACAUGGUUUGCUUGACAAAUGUUGUGCGAUGUUUGACAGUAACAGUGUCAAAUGGCUGGAACCCUCAGUUUGUGUGUCUAGAAGCAUGGAAGUUCAGGGCACACCAAAGUCCAGAGAACUUACGUUGGAAAAAGGCUCCCUGAUCUUGAAGAAUGAUGACAAGAUGACAUGUGCAACGGACUCAGAGAUAAAGUUGCACUACGCCCUCAGCAGGCGAGCAGUGGCCUUAGCGUUUGCAAGAGUGAUGACGUUUCAGCAGCACAGCGCUUGGGUGAACUUUUUGUUUGAGUCCUUGCAUCGCGAAGUGCCACCAGGUUACAGCAAGGCAAGCUUGUCACAGGUGGUGAGUUGUGACAAAGCAGCAUGGGCUAGGCCUGAGUUGUCAUUGGCACCUCAGCCGCUACGGUCGCUGGAGCACCCGUUGGGCUUACCCAACCUGAUGCGGACAGAGACGCAAGAAUCUGUUUUGGUCCCAAAGUAUGCACGCUUUUUGCGUGGUUCUUUUGCGUCAGACUCGACAAUGGGGGUGGAUCAGGACCUUCAACUGGCGUUGGAAAAACAUUUGACUUGGAACGAACAAACUCUGGUGGAGUACAGGAUGCACUGGUGUCGCAAAUGGCUCAGACGUGCCAAAGAACUUGAAGCUUUAGAGCAACGAGCACAAUGCAGAAGAUUCGGUGCAGAUGACAAAGAAACAAUCAUCUACGAAUUGGAGUUGGCUGCCGCAGUUUUAGCACUUGACUUUUGGGCAGAUCGGAUGGUGAACGGACUACAGGUCUGUUAUGGUGACUACAGGUGGGUGCCGCCUUUCAAAUUUGAUGUGAAGCGCCCACCCUACUGUUUGAACAGUGCUCUGGUCCCAACCCAGCGCUUCUUAAGCUUCCUAGGCGCAUGCCAGGCCAAAGAUCGUUCUGGACUCCAGGCCGCUGCAACGUUCAGUGCAGCAUUGCAAAGUCAGCGUGAAAGUUGGUGGUGUCGGCCAUGGUCUGGAAUAGAUCCACCACCGCCACAGGGCGCACGACUGUCGAUUUUCGGCCUCACGGCCAUUGCAGCAACAAAUACUAAGUCAUCCAAAAGUUCAGCAUUGAGAACUAUAUUCAGGAAAGGCGAUUUUCCGAGAAGACCUAAAUCCAAGAACCAAAAUCAGGAAAUGCGUUCCGUAGCGGCUUCCAAGAACCAGAAUCAUGCAUUUUUGAUGCUGAAACCUCAUGCGAAUAAUGAAAAAACUCAAGAGUACGUCCAGCAGUAUUUGAAAGAGCGACGCAUCAAGAUUUUGGAGACUGGGACUAUCACUGCGAAAGAAAUCGAGAGCAAGUCCUUGAUCGACAAACAUUAUGGUUCUCUUGCAGAGAAAGCAUUCAUGAUUCCUCGCGACUUGGUUGUUCCGCAAGAUGGUCAGCAGUCUUUCAAGGAAUGCUUUGGUAUCUCCUGGGAACUUGCCCUGGAGAAGGACUUGAUUUGCAAUGCCGAGGAGGCACAGAGGAGGUUGGGUUGGACUCCAACGGAGCUCGGAACGCAUUGGGACACGCUGAAAAUGGGUGUUGGUAAGGUGAAGUUUGGGGGUGGCUUCUACUGCGGUUCUCUCCGGGGCAUUUUCGUGAUCAAUGGCUUUUACAUGGCCAUGAGGGACAAGUACCUCCUGCCUGGCAGUUCGGUCUACUGGUUGUGCAUCCAGUGGGAACCUUCUGUCCUCUCUUGGAAGACGUUUCGUGAAGAAAUUGUGGGCGAAACAGAUCCAGCAACAGCGGCUGAGAAGCAUCCGCGCUCGAUCCGUGGCCACUUUUUCAACAAGUGGCAAGAGCUUGGGCUGAGCUGGAAGCCACAUGUGGGCGACAACGUCAUCCAUGGCUCUGCAAGUCCGCUGGAGGCCCUAACUGAAAAGAUGACCUGGCUUGGCCACAGCUUUGCUGAUGACCCCUUUGAUGACCCCUUCGGGAAGCUGCUCAAAGACAAAGGCAUAUCCCAAAGUCAUGUCGAGAAAUGGCAGCAAAAUCCAACUGUAGAGAUGGACGGAAGGAAACGUCCUCUCUUCGACCACUUGGAAAACAAGGACACGUCAGACUGCCUCUACAAACUGCUGGCAUGGCAAGAUGUACAAGACGUGCAAGGGCUACCUUUGAAAAAGCCAGUGCACAAAGAGGUUGACACCUUCUUCAACAAUUCCGAUCUUCUUCGAUUCUUGAUGAUGAGAACCCCUUCUAGAAAAUGCUUGUCUUGA